Penaeus chinensis is the source of this 835-nucleotide messenger RNA. Its product is annotated as putative defense protein 1. Gene Ontology annotation, molecular function: oxidoreductase activity, acting on metal ions. The record is from RefSeq and is a predicted model, not a curated record. The coding region runs from base 123 to 584 and encodes 153 amino acids. Lineage: Eukaryota; Metazoa; Arthropoda; Malacostraca; Decapoda; Penaeidae. The transcript is spliced from 5 exons.
ACUUGCAUCGACGUUACCUGCUUUUCGGCGAAGGGAAAGCAGAGGCGUCGCUCGUCUAGCAGGUGAUAGACGUGUUCGCUUGUGUCUGCCGCUUGCUUGAGGUUCUCUCUGCUCUUCUAAGAAUGUUGCUGCUCGUACCCGUGCUGAUGGCGGCGGUGGGCGUGGCCUCGGGUUUCAGCAGCGGGAGCGUGGGGUGGGCGUGCGACUCGAUGGCCCCGGGGCAUCUGCUCACGUCCGCCGAAGAAUCGCCUUCGCCCUUCGAGGUCUACGCGGAGGAAUACGAGGCCGGAUACUACCUAGUGACGGCAUUUGGCAGGAGUGACCAGUUCAAAGGCCUCAUAAUGCAAGCCCAUUCUCCGAGGCGAGAGAAAGUCGGCGUUUUCAGACAGGUCGACAACGGACAGACACUGGACUGCGAUUUCGAAGGGGACGCCGUAGCACACAACAACGCGAAUUUAAAGAGCCAAAUCAGAGCGCUGUGGCAUCCGAAUGGCUACUCGGGCCCGGUGAGGUUCAGAGCCACCAUGUUAAAGAGCUACGGAACCUACUGGACAGACAUUCUCUCUAAUACCUUGGUGGUUUAAGAUCGUGCAAUUGUGAUCAAGACGAUGCAUAACGACAAAUAAAGAGGAUAAGUAGAUAAGGACAUUUUAAAUGGGUAUUAAUACUUCUAUUUUUUUAAGGGCAAAGUAGAAGCAGAAAAUAAUAUUUUGGAUGUGUAUUUAAUACGUUGUACGAUCGUCUUUUCUCUGACAUGAUUAUAAGACUGUGUAUUUGAUUUUAUUGUUUUUCUUUUUUACGUUUUGUUGAAUAAAGUGAUGUUUUUUCCACCAAA